Messenger RNA from Hevea brasiliensis (rubber tree), 1897 nucleotides. Its product is annotated as pyruvate, phosphate dikinase regulatory protein 1, chloroplastic. The record is from RefSeq and is a predicted model, not a curated record. The coding region runs from base 93 to 1331 and encodes 412 amino acids. Gene Ontology annotation, molecular function: ATP binding; transferase activity, transferring phosphorus-containing groups. The transcript has 3 exons. NCBI's taxonomy places the organism in Eukaryota, Viridiplantae, Streptophyta, Magnoliopsida, Malpighiales, Euphorbiaceae.
GUUUCGCCGUUUCGGUAUCUCGGAAACUUGAAACGGUUUCAGUCUUCACCAUCACAAUCCAAUUCGUAGAGGAGGAUGACGCACGAGCAAAGAUGAUUUCUUUCUCCACCUUGAAGUCCCCGAGCCUCCGUCCAACGCCACCACCCUCUUCCCUAAAUCAACCUCACCCUAAUCUCAAAUCUCUCCCUCUACCCACCACCACCACCCCCCAAGCCCUUUCCGCAUCAGACCCCGAGCCUCAGCCUCGGAAGCUCAAGGGCAGCUCUCAGCUCAACCGUUGGUCCAGGGCUCGAACAGUCCGCUCUGGCCGUAAAUUGGACCGCUUGGGUCUUCGGACCCAGGUUGCAGAGCUCAAGCUCCCAUCUCAACAACCCAAAGAAAGCGAAGUGAACGAAUAUAGCUCUGUAACAUCAGGCAACAGAGAUGAUGAAGCCGUGGAGUUGGAGGUCACUGGUGGGAAGUCCAUUUACAUGGUUUCUGACGGCACUGGAUGGACGGUGGAGCACUCCGUUAACGCUGCCUUGGGGCAGUUCGAGCACUGCUUGGUCGAUCGUGGUUGUCCUGUAAAUACUCAUCUGUUUUCAGGGAUAGAUGAUAUAGAAAGCUUAAUGGAGAUAAUAAAACAAGCAGCUAAAGAAGGUGCAAUGGUAGUCUACACUCUAGCUGAUCCUUCCAUGGCUGAAUCAGCUAGACAAGCCUGCAAGUUAUGGGGAAUACCAUCUAAUGACAUACUGGGUCCAAUAACAGAGGCAGUUGCUUCUCAUCUGGGCGUCUCGCCCUCUGGUCUACCCCGUGGAGCUCCUGGCAGGAACUUUCCCCUUUCUGAUGAAUACUUUCGACGUAUUGAAGCCAUUGAAUUCACCAUCAAGCAAGAUGACGGUGCCCUGCCCCAGAACUUGUACAAGGCUGACAUUGUUCUUGCUGGUGUUUCUCGUACUGGAAAGACACCGUUGUCAAUUUACCUAGCUCAGAAAGGAUACAAAGUGGCAAAUGUGCCUAUUGUGAUGGGUGUAGAAUUGCCAAAGAGCCUCUUUGAGGUUGACUCAGAGAAGGUUUUUGGUCUUACCAUUAAUCCUGUGGUUUUACAGGCGAUCAGAAAAGCAAGAGCUAGAAGUCUUGGGUUCAGCCAAGAAGUGAGGAGUAAUUAUUCUGAGAUGGACUAUGUGAGAGAGGAGUUGGAAUGUGCUUGCAGGGUUUUUGCACAAAAUCCUGUCUGGCCAGUAAUCGAAGUGACAGGGAAAGCAAUAGAAGAAACUGCAGCAGUUAUAUUAAGGCUUUAUCAUGAUCGAAAGCACAAAUGUUCAAUGCCGCGAAUCUCCAAACUUUACUAGUAUGGGAAGUCAGGUGUUCAGGGAUGACUUGCUGAAACAGUGUAAGAGGAAGCUGUUAUUGGACCUACCUCAAAUUGUUAAUAAUCAAGGAAUACAGUGCAGGAAGAGGGUACAGCUCUUCUGCUUAAUGUUUAUAAUGUAAAUAUCAUAUUCCUACAAUAAUUCUCCUCCUUAUUAGCCAUAUUAUAAAUCAAUGUAAACAGCCAUACAGUGCCUCUGCUGAAGACAGGUCUUUCUUUUGGAUUCAACUGGAUACAUGAAUUACUUAAUGACAUGUUAAUCUGUAAUGAACUUCGAUACAUUGGAGUUGCGUGUAAUGAGAUGAUUCAGAAAAUUAUCCAAGAAAAACAGCUUUGAUCAAGGCAAAUAUUAAUUGCAUCCAUGAAAGGUGCAUCAUCACUAUAGCCUUGCCUGUUGAUUGCCGGAAGAGCCUGUGUACUUGCUUAGUCUUUGCUUCAGAUAUCGAAGUUUCAUUUUUUAUUUUAUGAAAUUUUUCUGCCUUGUCCCUAAUCAAUUAUUCAGCGUGUGUUUGCUUUCUAUGCUGAAACUUGGAAGAUCUUCCUGCA